This is a messenger RNA of Drosophila mauritiana, 4323 nucleotides long. RefSeq lists its product as uncharacterized. The coding region runs from base 2177 to 4015 and encodes 612 amino acids. The record is from RefSeq and is a predicted model, not a curated record. The transcript is spliced from 2 exons. NCBI's taxonomy places the organism in Eukaryota, Metazoa, Arthropoda, Insecta, Diptera, Drosophilidae.
UUAUUCACCAACAACUUCAGUUACAUAUUUGUAUUUUGCAUUUGCAUUUGCAUUGUUUCAAAUUUAUUGAUGGGCGAGUAUAUUAAACUCAACGCAAUUUAGUUUGGUUUUUCACAAUAUCGGUAUCAGCUUAGUUAGCAAUAUCUCUAUGAAAUAAACACAUGUCGAAUGACUACAGUAUAGGUAAUGCAUAUAUUAGUUGAUUGUAUUGAUAGUAGGUAUUUAGUUUCGUAUAUAUGUAGUUUUCUUUAAGUAUAGUUAUAUAUUCUACUUGGUCAUCAUUGGUCUGUAUAAAUAGCAUAUAAGUAUGUUUGUGUUCUGGUUUCUCCCGGUUCUCACCCUAUAAACAUGGCAUGGCAUGACAUGAGUACAUAUGUAUGUAUGUUUGAGUAAAAAUGUGAUAAUCGUUAAAGGACUAUAGUACAUAUACGUGGUUAGUAGCGUGUUUUAUGCUAAUUAAUAUAUGCCCUGUUAUACAUAUUUUUCAAACACUGUUUUGACUAAUAUGCUCGCGCUAAACUAUAGGUUUUAUUUGCGGUCAUUCGAAUACGAACUUUUUGAAGAGAGAGUAUGUGUGUGCGGUUAUCUUAGCUAGCAAAUACAUACAGUAAACGUUUAGUAUAUCGAUUUAAGGAUAGUUUUGAAUAUUUGAAUACUGUGCACAAAACGCUUCGGUUAGUUGCAUUAGCAUUGUUUGUUUGUUUGACCCCAUACCAGCUUUUUUUUUUUGAAUUGUUAGUUACGUAACACUUAUGCAACAUUUGAACAUAGUUAGGCAACAAUAACGACUUGAUUACGCAUAAUAUAUAUGUAUUGAGAGUAUGCUGAACUAUUCAGUUAGAAGCUAUAUUGUCUAAUUCACACGUUUAUAUUGAAUGCUGGGCCCCCAGAAGGGGGGCUAAAGCAUAAACUUACACAACAACUUUAUGAAAACCGAACAAAACCAUUUGCUAAAUAUCGUAUAUGUACGUUGGAUUUGCAUACCCUGUACAAUGUCUAUUUUCUUAGGUUGUCGUAAUAUGCAAUCAUUGAAGAGUGUACCUUAGUUGUUAAACGCGUGUUGCAUGAUUGAAUUCGGCAAUUCUUCAAAGCGUGAAAAGUCAUAACGAACACAGCGUAGAAUUUCUGGUGUGCUAUGAAUGGAUCUAGGGUAUUAUUAUAGUUGAGUAAUUCAUCUUUCACAACAAUAGAACAACGAUGAUAAUCAGCAAGUAUUUCAGCUAUUCGUAUAUACAGUUUGUCAAUAUAACCUCAUUGUAUACCUGCGAUUAACUACAUUUUGUCGGCUUUCUUGAACCAUUUUCGACCAUUACAGAGCUAUAGUUUACUUUACAAUAACUUCGAUUAGAAUUGCUCGGGCUAUAUGCGUUCAAAAUAAUGAUUUUCGUGGCCCAAUAAAGCGUGGCAUUAGUUUUAAAGAGGAUUUUACAUGGUGAUCACAACGCUUAAGGACACUUGCAGCCAUUCAAGUGCCUUGCGGCAAUAUCCUUACGAUCCAAUACGAUCUGUUGAAGUGAUGAAACAAAGUCGGUAAUACUUAUGGGCUAAGAUCCUAAACAUUGGGUGGGAAGAAUUGAAGUUAUAAUCAGUGUACUAUGUCUAAAUUUUGUAGAACACCCAAUUUAGCGACUUUAUUUCUCACUAGAUAAGUGCAAACUAAAAUAUAAACUAAGAAUUCUAUUCAAAAUUGUGAACGCUUAUAUACCCUAUAUAUAUUUUCAGUUUCUAUGGAAUGAUGUUCAUAUUCCACGUGCCAUUUGGCACCAAAAGCCUAUCAAAUAUUCCCUUUUUUGUCAGAUAACUUGUGUGUGUGCUAAUGUGGGCAACAAUUUUACAAGAUUCAAUGAUUAUAUAGAUACUUUAUUUAACUUUAACAACUUGAAAUAUGAAAUUGAUUUACUUAAGGAAGGCGGGCCUCCGUUGUGGAGUAAUGCCCAUUAAUUCCGUCCAAUUUCUACGGCGUAUUGCCAAAAAGUUUUAAUGGAUUUCAGUAGCGAGAAUCAUAUAGACAGAACCGAAAACCAAAGUUACCUGGGUUUUCGGUUCUAAACCUACGAAAAAAAAUUAUUUAUUUGGACUCAUUUGAAUAUUUUCUAAAAAAAAAAUCCUAUUUAUAUGAUUGGCACGCUAAUUUCGAACUCGCAUACCUUGGAAAACUCAAAAUUAUCAGCUCCAAAUGAAUAGUAUACCGAAUCCUUCGCGCCGCCAGGCGAGUGACGUCUUCAUUGGAGACCCCUUCAAAAUUCACUCAUACAACUUUCGCUAUGCCGACAAGCCAUUUUAUCCGGUCCAGAACUAUCAAAGACCUACGCCACCGACUCCGCCGGCACUGGUGAAGAAGGCCUCCUUCCAGACCUUCUACCACAAUCCCAGAUUCAGCCAGGAUCCCGAGUACAUUCCGGCAAAAAAGAGUCCACAAACUAGCUCCUAUAGGCGUCGCCUUCUGCUGGAAUCUAUGGAUAUGCCCUUGGGAUCUACGGUGACAAAGCCGGAGAGACAGAGUGUACCGGUGGCUCCGCAGACGAGACGUUCACCCACUGCCACGGGUUCCCCGCUCCUCAGGACAUGCUGUCAAAGUGUGCGCUACGAGGCUAUGAGACGGGGUCCAAGCAACACGACUUUGCGCCAGAGUAGAACUAAUCUCCAACGAUCAGCUGGCGGCGGUGUGCCUCCUACUUCUACCACCACCUUCUCCAUGGACUCCAACGCCCAUCUGCAGAAUAGAAGAAGCGGCUGCGGGAUCAGCAUCGACAUCUGCAGUGUGGACUCGCAGUCUGAGGUGGACAACAAUGUAAGCAUUAAGAUCGCAACGGAUGCCUAUCUGCUGAACAAUACGGAUAAGGUGAGGAGCAAGUCCAAGCCGGUGCGCUGUACGCCCAGAUCCAGUGGCACCUUUGGCAUCGACAAGCGACUGUCCAAGUUCAGUGUGAGCGAGACGAAACCUCGGACGAGUGCGGAAUGGGAGCUCCGGCAGAUAGAGAAGGCACGGGAAGCGGAGCGCCAACGAGAACGGGAGCGGGAUCGACAGUUGUUGGAGGACCGACGCUUGGAGCAGGAGAGGGAGCUUCAGGAGGAGCGAGAGCGUGCCCGCCAGCGGGAGCGAGAUCGUGAGCAGCUCCGCCAGUUGGAGCGUCUGCGGGAUGAGGAGCGUCUCCUAGAGUUGGAAGUGGAGCGCGAGAGGCAGCGACUGCGGGAACUGGAACGGGAAACCCAGCGGCACAGAGAAUACGAGCGGCUGUGUGCCCUCCAGGAGCAGUUUCGUCGGGAGCAAAUGGAUCUACUAAGUCAAGAGCCCACACCUCCCCGACCGUCGGUUCCAAUGACCUCGCACUUGUACACAACCACAUCUGAUGAUCGUUUGCCCGGAAUGGCCUUUUGUGAUUUGUCAUCCCGAAGGACGCGGAGAUUGGUGAACUCGACCAGACCGAAAGAAAGACGAAAGACUAGAGUAAGUCAGGAUUCCAGAAGUGUCUCAUCCGCUACCCGUUCACUUACUCCCCCACCGAUCCUUACCCGGAAUAGCAGCUCCCCAUCACCCUCUUCAGCAGCUCCGCCUACACCCACCUCCCGUUCAUCCACUCCAAAUCGGAGGUCAAACCGCUGCUACAGACGUAGUUCAACCCCUGAUCCCAAUUCCCAACCUAGAACUACUCCAAACAUUCCAAGAGAUCUAGCUCGCAGUAGUUCGGGAACUUCGAAUGGCAAUGUCCAUGUCACAGUGACCACGACCGGGCGUCGGAGCAACUGCAGCAUGAGGCGUUCAUCCAAUGACCACGUUAGCGAGCAAAAGCAGCUAAAUGGAAACCAAACCUGCGUCGCCUGUCUGAAUAAUAUGCCCAUUAGGAUAACCACUUCUCGGUCCAGGGAUACGGAUCUAGCCUUCAGUCUGAACCAUGUGAGGAUGAGGGGAUCAUCACCAGCGCCCGCGGAAAGGAGCAGCAGUCAGGAAAGCCAAGAUUCCUGUCAGGUUAACAUUAGCGUGUAUGCGGAUAAACUGCGUUUGAUGCGUUUAUAAUAAUAUAAGGGAAAAGUGGGGGAUUAUAUGUGCGAUUUUUGGAACAGAUCAUCUCUAGAAUAUAGAGUUAAGCUGUCCCAGAAGGCGACCAUAUACUCCCCUAACUUUUCUAUAUUAGAAUAGCGCCAAAAUUAGUUGUAUCAUUGCUGUUUUUUGACUUUUAAAUACUCUUAACUAAGCUAAAUCCGAAAAUUAUAUUCCAAACUACACUUUCUAUAUGUUCCUCGCUCCUUGGAAUGCCUCCAUUAAAUCAUUGCAAUUGCGGGCGUCUGCUUGUUGGAUCGGCAAUUAAUCCUUCCCUGCUGGGA